AUGACAGAGAACAAAUUGAACAGUCGGUUGCACAACCCGAGUCGAUCGAAAAGGUCGAUAACCAUGCCAGAACGACAAAUUCGACCGUACGCGUACAGGCCAUCAAGACUACGACCCAGACAGGCACCUCAACGACCUAACGAACCCGAACUAGCAUUUGACGGUGACGAGACUUCGAGUGAUGAAAGUAGCUUGGAUGGCGAAAGUGAUUCAGAAGGCGAAGACGAUUCCAGUGAUGAGGAAGAAGAAAGUGAGGACGCAAAUCCAUUCGCGGCUAGCCGUGUGAGUGGCACAGGGGCACGAACAACUAUCUCUGCAACCACCACCACCACCAUGAGUGACAAUCCUUUUGCAACGGCUGCUGUGACAGCUACUCUAUCCUACGAACCUGGAACCUCAACGCUCACAUCGAGCCCAACAUCACAGAAGCUAGUACAGGCUACAGCAACCGGAGUAGCGGCUGAUUCCGAUGCUCCUGCGGCCUCUUCAUCAGGUGGCCAAUCGAAGCACACUACUGCCGUCGCCCUGGGAUCAGUCCUUGGUGUCCUUUCGGUUGCUGUUGCGGCAUAUCUUUUGUUCCGCUACUGUGCUCCAAUAAGAAACAGAGUUGCACGGUAUCGCGGACGGAAAGGCUCGAAGCUUCCAAGGGAAGAGGAUGGGGUGCCUCCGCAAAAUCUGGGUAGAGGAGUGGCUCAAUCUGGGGACUUUGCUGCAACGAACGCACAUCGCUACUCGAAGGCAGUAUCGUCAAUAGCAACCCCAGCACCAUCAUACACCCACGACACGGCCAUCGCUGUGCCAAUCACUUCAACACGUGUACCUGCACCAGUGUCAAUUCAUCCGGGUUCGCGAGAUGAUGAUCCUGAGAACCCUUUCUCGGACUACGCACGAACCUUGUCACGAAACAACACCAACAAGUCUAGUCGGAGUAAACAGCCUUACGUGCAGAACAGUGGUGCCAGCGACUAUGAAACCUCCAGGCCCACUACCGACAUGCUCGACGAACCGGGCACUUAUGCAUUCAAUUUCAAUUUUGAUGAUUAUCGAUUGUCGGGAACAGAUCUCAGGCAAUCAGCAUUGACCAAUAACCCACUUUUCGCGACGUCUGGUUCUGGUGCGACCAAUAACUCGCUCAGCAACAGUGUUAAAGGGUCUGCCGACCCAUAUUCUUCAGGGAUCGGCUCUGGUCUAGGGAUCGAUGUACCGACAUCGCCAGGGACACCAAAGCCUGCUACCUUCUCUAUUCCAUAUGCUCCACCUUCCGAGGUGGCUACGCCUCGCACUCAAUACAUGCCCCGACAACGCCAAUCAAUCACUCCCUCGGAAAGUGUAUCAAAUGCACCAUACUCCCCACUGCCGUUCCCGGCCGGUCUCAUGCCUGCAUUGCCUGCUGCCAUGAACUCGCGUUGGAGCAAAAACUCCAGUAGCGUCUGGGCUAGGACUGUCGACGACAAAGGAGUAGACCUGCCAGAAUCGCCUGCAAAGGCGGUGACCAGGCCUCCUCCUUUACCUCUGACAGUCAGGACGUCAACUUCGUCCUUUUCAUCCCGUUCGUCGAAUGGAAGUAAGCGCAGCUCCUCGCGGUCUUCUGUUACAGGACCUGGUCAAGAUCCUAUCGAGAAGCGAAGUACUUUACAGCCCGCCCCCACACAACGAUUGAAGACAGGGUCAACCAUUAUUGGGCUACCAACAAGUGUACGGCCAGUCUCCAAUACUGGCAGUGGCGUAACAUUGAAACCUGUGGCGUAUCGGCCAUAA
Exophiala aquamarina CBS 119918 is the source of this 1758-nucleotide messenger RNA. RefSeq lists its product as uncharacterized. The record is from RefSeq and is a predicted model, not a curated record. The transcript has a single exon. NCBI's taxonomy places the organism in Eukaryota, Fungi, Ascomycota, Eurotiomycetes, Chaetothyriales, Herpotrichiellaceae. The coding region runs from base 1 to 1758 and encodes 585 amino acids.